AUGGUGAAUCUGGAAGCUGCCACCACUGCUGCAGCCCUCAGAACCUGCAACUUCUGCCAGAGGAGUCAAACCAUCAUAUCCCCUACAAUCAUAUCUCUUUAUUUCCCUCAAAAAGCAUGUGGGUUCUCAUGUCACACAACCUGUGUAGAAAAAGCUCCAAAAACUUGUCCCGUGCCUUUUCAUCAGAAGAAAGGUGCCUUCUGUCUAGACUCACAGAAAGGCAUGGGAACAGCCUAUGAAGGCCAUGUCUGGAUUCCAAAGAAAGCAGGGAUGAAAAAAGGAUGGCAGAGGGCAUUGGCUGUAGUGUGUGAUUUCAAACUCUUCCUGUAUGAUAUGGAUGAAGAAGAAGACUCAACACCCAAUGUUGUAGUUAGUCAAGUGAUUGACAUGAGGGAUGGAGCGUUUUCUGUUAGUUCAGUCUGGCCCUCUGAUUUUAUUCCUGCAAGGAGAAAGGAAAUGCCUCGUAUGUUUAAGGUCACAGCUUCCCAGCUCUCAGCACCUAGUAAUAGAUAUUCAAUCCCAAUCUUAGCAGAUAGCGAGAAUGAGAAGAGUGAGUGGGUGAGCGUGCUGAGUGAAUUGCACAAAAUAUUGAGAAAAAGUCAUUCCGGAGACCGCUCAGUCUAUGUUCUGAAAGAGGCUUAUGACAACAAUCUACCCCUGAUCAAAACCACCCAGACAGCUGCAAUCAUAGAUCACAAAAGAAUCGCUCUGGGAAAUGAAGAAGGGUUAUUUGUUGUCCACGUUACCAUAGAUGAAAUUAUUCGCAUUGGCUACAUGAAGAAGAUUCACCAGAUUGAGCUUAUCCCCCAUGGCCAGAUGGUUGCAGUGAUCUCAGGACGAAGUCACCAUGUGCAGCUGUUUCCCAUGUCAGCUUUGGAUGGACGAAAGACUGAUAUUCACAAGCUGGCAGAAACCAAAGGGUGCCAGACCGUGACUUCUGGAACAGUGUGCCAAGGGGCCCAUACAUGCCUCUGUGUGGCUAGGAAAAGCCAAAUCUUCUGUUACAAGCUGUUUCAGAGCAAGAAAAUUUCUCACAGAAAAUUUAAAGAGCUCCAAAUCCCAACCAAUGUCCAGUGGAUGGGCAUCUUCAGCGAACAGCUCUGUGUAGGAUUCCAAUCAGGAUUCCUGAGAUACCCCUUGAGGAGAGAAAGAAUUCCAUACAGGAUGCUGCACUCCCAUGACCCUACACUGUCAUUUAUUGCACAUCAACCAGUGGAUGCUCUCUGUGCAAUUGAGAUCUCUAGUAUUGAGUAUCUGUUAUGUUUUAAGAGCAUUGGAAUUUACACUGACAGCAGGGGCCUCAGAUCUAGGCCAGCUGAACUGAUGUGGCCAGCAACUCCAAGUUAUUGCUAUUCGUUAAGUGAGAUGAGAGGAAGGCUCAUCUUUGGUCUAUCUUAUACUGAACCAAGGGCCAGCCAUGACCAAGCACCUCCACCUAAGGGAGCAGCACCAAUUUCGUCAGGACUUUCUGCCAGCCAUGUGACUCACAGGGUCUUGGUGCUCCGGCCGGGUGUCAGGCCUGUGCCUCUGAGGUGGGAGAGCCGAGUUCAGGACAUUGGUCCACCAGAGACCUCCUGGCUCCACAUAAUAUCAAACAGUGAAAGCUCUCCCAGAGAUCUCCAUCUCGACGCUAAGACUCAGCUCCACUCAAAGACCAGCAAGCUACAGUGCUGGACACCGUAUGCCAAACAACUAGCAAGACAGGAACACAACCCCACCCAUUAGGAGAGAGGCUGCCUAAAAUCAUAAUAAGGACAUAGACAUGCCAAAACAGACCACUGGACGUGGUCCUGCCCACCAGAAAGAACACAGGCACUAGUCCCCUCCACCAGGAAUCCUACACAACCCACUGAAACAACCUUAGCCAUUGCGGGCAGACACCAAAAACAAUGGGAACUACGAACCUGCAGCCUGCGAAAAGGAGACACCAAACACAGAAAGUUAAGCAAAAUGAGAACACAGAGAAGCAAACAGCAGAUGAAGGAGCAAGGUAAAAACCCACCAGACCAAACAAAUGAGGAAAUAGGCAGUCUACCUGAAACAGAAUUCAGAGUAAUGAUAGUAAGGAUGAUCCAAAAUCUUGGAAAUAGAAUGUUGAAAUUACAAGAAACGUUUAACAAGGACCUAGAAGAACUGAAGAGCAAACAAACAAUGAUGAACAACACAAUAAAUGAAAUUAAAUAUUCUCUAGAAGGAAUCAAUAGCAGAGUAACUGAGGCAGAAGAACGGAUAAGUGACCUGGAAGAUAAAAUAGUGGAAAUAACUACCGCAGAGCAGAAUAAAGAAAAAAGAAUGACAAGAAUUGAAGACAGUCUUAGAGACCUCUGGGAUAACAUUAAAUGCACCAACAUUUGAAUUAUGGGGGUCCCAGAAGAAGAAGAGAAAAAGAAAGGGACUGAGAAAAUAUUUGAAGAGAUUAUAGUUGAAAACUUCCCUCAUAUGGGAAAGGAAAUAGUCAAUCAAGUCCAGGAAGCACAGAGAGUCCCAUACAGGAUAAAUCCAAGGAGAAACGCAGCAAGACACAUAUUAAUCAAACUAUCAAAAAUUAAAUACAAAGGAAAAAAAUUAAAAGCAGAAAGGGAAAAACAACAAAUAACAUACAAGGGAAUCCCCUAAGGUUAACAGCUGAUCUUUCAGCAGAAACUCUGCAAGCCAGAAGGGAGUGGCAGGACAUAUUUAAAGUGAUGAAAGGGAAAACCUACAGCCAAGAUUACCCUACCCAGCAAGGAUCUCAUUCAAAUUCGAUGGAGAAAUUAAAACCUUUACAGGCAAGCAAAAGCUAAGCUAAUUCAGCACCACCAAACCAGCUUUACAACCAAUGGUAAAGGAACUUCUCUAGGCAGGAAACACAAGAGAAGGAAAAGACCUAUGAUAACAAACCCAAAACAAUUAAGAAAGUGGUAAGAGGGACAUACAUAUUGAUAAUUACCUUAAAUGUAAAUGGAUUAAAUGCUCCCACCAAAAGACAUAGACUGGCUGCAUGGAUACAAACACAAGACCCAUACAUAUGAUGUCUACAAGAGACCCACUUCAGACCUAGGGACACAUACAGACUGAAAGUGAGGGGGUGGAAAAAGAUAUCUUUCUCCUCACAAUAGGGUCACCUUAUUUUUGAUAAAGGAGGCAAGAAUAUACAAUAGGGAAAAGACAGCCUCUUCAAUAAGUGGUGCUGGGAAGACUGGACAGCUACAGGUAAAAGAAUGAAAUUAGAACACUCCCUAACACCAUAUACAAAAAUAAACUCAAAAUGGAUUAAAGACCUAAAUGUAAGGCCAGAAAGUAUAAAAGUCUUAGAGGAAAACAUAGGCAGAACACUCUUUGACAUGAAUCCCAGCAAGAUCCUUUUUGACCCAUCUCCUAGAGAAAUGGAAAUAAAAACAAAAAUAAACAAAUGGGACCUUAUUAAACUAAAAGCUUUUGCACAGCAAAGGAAACCGUAAACAAGACAAAAAGACAACCCUCAGAACAGAAGAAAAUAUUUGCAAAUGAAGCAACUGGCAAAGGAUUAAUCUCCAAAAUAUACAAGCAGCUCACGCAGCUCAGUAUCAGAAAAACCAACAACCCAAUCCAAAAAUGGGCAGAAGACCUAAAUAGACAUUUCUCCAAAGAAGAUAUACAGAUUGCCCACAGACACAUGAAAGAAUGCUGAACAUCACUAAUCAUUGGAGAGAUGCAAAUCAACACUACAAUGAGGUAUCACCUCACACCAGUGAGAAUGGCCAUCAUCAAAAAAUCUGUAAACAAUAAAUGCUGGAGAGGGUGUGGAGAAAAGGGAACUCUCUUGCACUGUUGGUGGGAAUGUAAAUUGAUACAGCCACUAUGGAGAACAGUAUGAAGGUUCCUUAAAAAACUAAUAAUAGAACUACCAUAUGACCUAGCAAUCCCACUACGGUGCAUAUACCCUGAGAAAACCAUAAUUCAAAAAUAGUCAUGUACCACAAUGUUCAUUGCAGCUCUAUUUACAAUAACCAGGACAUGGAAGCAACCUAAGUGUCCAUCAACAAAUGAAUGGAUAAAGAAGAUGUGGCACAUAUAUACAAUGGAAUAUUACUCAGCC
This is a messenger RNA of Balaenoptera acutorostrata (minke whale), 4057 nucleotides long. Its product is annotated as serine/threonine-protein kinase MRCK alpha-like. Gene Ontology annotation, molecular function: protein serine/threonine kinase activity. Lineage: Eukaryota; Metazoa; Chordata; Mammalia; Artiodactyla; Balaenopteridae. The record is from RefSeq and is a predicted model, not a curated record. Bases 1 to 1725 code for a protein of 574 amino acids. The transcript is spliced from 9 exons. Gene Ontology annotation, biological process: actomyosin structure organization; peptidyl-threonine phosphorylation. Gene Ontology annotation, cellular component: actomyosin; cytoplasm; cytoskeleton.